Messenger RNA from Puccinia graminis f. sp. tritici CRL 75-36-700-3, 1955 nucleotides. RefSeq lists its product as uncharacterized. The coding region runs from base 168 to 1826 and encodes 552 amino acids. The record is from RefSeq and is a predicted model, not a curated record. The transcript is spliced from 11 exons. Lineage: Eukaryota; Fungi; Basidiomycota; Pucciniomycetes; Pucciniales; Pucciniaceae.
UAAAAACACCGACACUUCUCACGAUUUUUCCAUUCAUUGCACCGUCCUUCUUUCAUAAGAUACACUACUUUUUUAUUAUUUCAUUUUUGAACUGGUUGUCUUCUACCCAUAGAAGGAAUUUUUACUUUUUCUUGCAGAAGAAAUAGCCUGACCUAUCUUGAACAAGCAUGGCAAGCCAACAUAACAAAUCUAGCGUUCCGUUCAGCUCCUUGGCAUUCAACUCUCUUGACCAAGCUGACGAGUUAGACUGUGCUGAUCAUCCAUUCGAGUCGCCAAACAAACCAAACGAAGUAACACAACUUUGCGCAAAUGAGGAUCCUAACAACUCAAGCACCGAGCUGGACUCAGACACUGAUUACGAAUCAGACGCCGAUUCGAUUCCAAAAACGAACAAUUUUGGCCGCAGAAAAACAGAUUUUGAAAGCCAAUCAUCACACUCAGAUAAUCGUUCUUGCGAAGAAAAGAUUUUUCACAAGGACUCGUCUUUUGAUAAUUGGAAGAAUGCGAUAGAACAGAAAAGUCCAAGUGUUGCCCCUGAAAUCAGUUGGUGGACCACACUUCUCACCUGGUUUACGCCAUACAGACAGUUAUUUGUCUUAACCUUUGGUUUCAACUUCGCCGGAGCUGUGUCUGUUCUGUCAGGAUAUUGGCCAUGGGCUUUUAGACACUUGACACCCAUGGUGGUGGGGAAUGUGCUAUUUGCCAUCGGCAUACGCAGCGAAUGGGUCCUCCGUUUUCUAUAUUGGUUCGCUAUCAAGACAUUUCGUCCAAGGCUCUUUCCACUUUGGCUGAGAGUUAAUGUUGUGGGUAUUCUUUAUCAUAUCGGGGGUGUCCACAGCGGAUGCGGCCUUUCAGCCCUGCUUUGGCUCAGUGUGGCUUCAAGCGCUUAUUUUCAGAAUGCAUCUCAGCACAGUAUCAUCACGUUGAUUUCCUUGGGGAUCUGUCAGGCUUGUUUGUAUCUUACUUGCUUGUCAGCCUUUCCUUUUGUACGCGGGCGCCAUCACAAUUUGUUUGAGAUCAUUCACCGUUUUGUAGGCUGGAUUGGAAUUGUAUCCACAAUAACGUUCGUGAUUGUAGAAUCUCUGUGGGACGUGGCGGAACAUCGCUGGGAUUCAAGCGCCUCACGGCUAAUCACAAAACCUGAGCUGUGGUUUUUGACAGUGAUAGUCAUCAUAAUUCUUUUUUCAUGGAUCACACUUUCCAAAGUUCCGGUAACGGUUUAUACGAGCUCAGACAAAGCGUCUGUUAUCCGAGUGCCCGGCGGUUUGACGUCUGGACUGCAUACACGGAUAUCGGUGGGUGGCUUACGUGAAUGGCACAUCUUUGGAUCAAUUAGCGAGGGGAAACAUGCCAAGUAUCAUUAUAUUGUAGCUGCAGUGCAGGGCGAAUUCACAAAAAUGUUGAACGUCGAAAAGCCGGCUACGCUAUAUACCAAACGUUGGAAGCCAUGUGGUCUGCCUUAUUUUUCUAGACUUUUCAAACGUGGAGUAGCCAUUUGUACAGGCUCUGGGAUCGGAGCGGUUGCCUCAACAUGCAUACAACACGACACUUGGUUCCUGAUCUGGAUUGGUCCCAAUUUGGAAAGCACCUAUGGAAAGGAAAUUAUGCAACUGAUCCAUGAGAAGAUUCCAGAGAACCGUCGGUUAAUAUGGGAUACACGGGGGCCAUUGGGCCGUCCGGAUGUUGUAAGGCUACUGAAAGAAACUCACCAGUACUGGGAGGCUGAAGUAACAUUGUUUGUCGGAAGUCCGGAGAUGAACAGCAAUGUCUUGCAGAGCAGUAGAGCCCUCAAUAUACCAGCAUUUGGUUCUAUCUGGGACGCGUGAGGUGAUUCUCUGUUUUCAAAGAUUGGUUGGCCUUACCAGCAACUUUGACAUAAAAGAUUGGAGCAGCCGCAGAAGAAGAUGAUGCUUGAAUAGACCCCUUUUUUAAGCUCUCAUCAAAGGUAAAAUCAC